Molecule: messenger RNA, 633 nt
Organism: Striga asiatica
Lineage: Eukaryota; Viridiplantae; Streptophyta; Magnoliopsida; Lamiales; Orobanchaceae
Source: the annotation of a GenBank genome assembly
AUGGAAGUGGGAAACGAAGAUAGAUCGAUGGCCGAGGCGCAUCUGGGGAAUAAAAAGGCAGCCCUUUGGUACUUGGCGUCCCUAUCGUCUUUCUUUGCUGUGUGUGUGUUCAUCUUACGAAUCUUUGUGAAGCACCAUAUGUGGUCCAAGGAUGAUAAAGACACGGUUCGCGUGGUUCUAUACUAUUCCACAUUUCUCUACGUCAUCUUCGUAACACUCAUAACUGUGAUUCGUGAAUCCCGUGAAAAGAAGUGGCAUGUGGGGAGGCUGGGCCGUUGGAGCAAGAAGGUGGCCGACGUGUUGCUCGUCCUCAUGGGAUUGGGGAUCAGUUAUUAUGCCCGCGGGGACGCGUUGUGGGUCUCCUUGGUCCAAGGGCUUGUUCCUAUCAACGUCAUGGCCACCUUCAAUUUGUUUGGGGAUUUCGUCAAUUUCGGGUUUCGUGAUUGCUGUUUGGUCGUGUUGGUUGAUGCGGCGUUGGCGCUGUCGUUCAGGUACCCCAUGUGGGCCCCGUUCAUAGUUGCCAUCGUCUCUCUUGCUUUUCAAGCCGUCAAGGAGUAUGGCGAUAUCCCGUUGAAUAGGCCUCCUCAUCCCGAUCAUCAUUCUCAUUCGGAGAGCGGUCAAGAAGCAUGUUGA